Molecule: messenger RNA, 3020 nt
Organism: Sander lucioperca (pikeperch)
Lineage: Eukaryota; Metazoa; Chordata; Actinopteri; Perciformes; Percidae
Exons: 24
Coding region: 105-2957 (950 amino acids)
Molecular function (GO): carbohydrate binding
Source: RefSeq, a predicted model, not a curated record
UAUAAGGCAAAGGCAGUUCUUGAUCCAGCAUAACAGCCUACAGGUGUGUCUCUUCCAGCCAGAUUCUGUCUUACUGUUCACCUCAGACCGGAUCUUCUAAAACCAUGCUCCGCUUCAGACUCAGCACCACACUGUUGCUGGCAGCAGCAUGUUCGCUCAUGACAGCAGUUGUCUCCACAGAGAGAGCUAUCACUUGUGGCAGCGAUGGGAAUGUCCAGCACCUGAGCUGUGAUGACGGAGUGAUCAGUGUGCAGACAGCACUGUAUGGACGUGCAGACGCUGUGACCUGCAGUGAGGGAAGACCUCCGGCACAGCUCGCUAAUAAAAACUGCUCUCAAGCGGGCACAGUGGACGUCAUCAAGAAAAGGUGUGAUGGCAAGAGGGAGUGUGAACUAAACAUCAACGUUUUUUAUACCUCUGAUCCCUGCUAUGGCACCUACAAAUACCUGGAAACCACCUACACCUGCCUCCCAGCAAUUCACCUUGUUGCCUGUGAGGGCUCUUUGGCGCAACUCCAGUGUGAUCAAGGACAGGUUAUAUUUGUGUAUGGUGCUGACUAUGGACGUCGUGACCAGACCACCUGCAUUUACCAACGGCCUCCCAAUCAAGUUCAAAAUAUCUACUGCUCAAGGCCCACACGCAAAGUUGCUGACAGCUGUAAUGGAAAAAACAACUGUACCAUCGCAGCGAGCAACUCUGUGUUUGGAGACCCCUGCGUCGGCACCUACAAGUAUCUGGAGGUGGCUUCCACAUGUUAUUUCCAAUCUGGUUUUCGCCCCCUCCACAGCACAGAAACCGCUCUCCUCAAAGUCCUCAACGACCUCCUCACCUCUGCUGACAUUGGUUCCCUCAACAUCCUUAUCCUCCUCAACCUGAGUGCAGCCUUCGAUACCGUGAGCCAUAACAUCCUGCUCACCAGACUAGAAGACCUCGGUAUUGAAGGUACUGUACUCAGCUGGCUCCACUCCUACCUUUCCAAUGGAUCCCACUUCAUCUCUCUCCAUAAUCACACCUCUGCCACAGCCACAGUCACUCAAGGUGUUCCCCAAGGCUCUGUACUCUGCCCCCUCAUCUUCAUCAUCUACAUCCUCCCUCUUGGUCAGAUACUCCGCCACUUCAACCUGGACUUCCACUGUUACGCUGAUGACACCCAGAUCUACCUCAGCACCAAAUCCCCUCACAAUCCUCCCCUCUCCCACAUCAACUCCUGUCUGUCAGCUAUUAAAACCUGGAUGCAACACAACUUCCUCAAACUCAACAGCGAUAAAACAGAAUUCUUCCUCAUAAGCUCCAAAUCCACUCUCAGCAAAAUCAAUAACCCCACUCUCACCAUCGAUGGCACCAUUGUCUCCCCAUCUCCCCAGGCCCGUAACCUUGGUGUGAUCUUUGACUCCACCCUCUCCCUUGAGCCCCACAUCCGUCAUAACUCCGCCGCCCGACUCAUCACCCGCUCCAAAUCCUGGUACCACAUCACUCCAGUCCUAAAACAACUCCACUGGCUUCCUAUCUCCCACCGGAUCACCUACAAAAUCCUGGUCCUCACCUACAAAGCCCUCCACCAUCUGGCCCCCUCAUACCUCACAGACCUCCUCUCCCCGUACCAACCCUCACGGUCCCUCAGAUCCACCUCAGCUGGUCUCCUCUGCAUCCAAAAGUCCAACCUCCGCAGUUUUGGAGACAGAGCAUUCUCCAGGGCAGCUCCCAGGCUCUGGAACUCCCUCCCCCAAGAGAUCCACACCUCUGAGUCCCUCACCAUCUUCCAGUCUCAUGACGGAGUGAUCAGUGUGCAGACAGCACUGUAUGGACAAGGAUACGUUGAUGUCAUCGGAGAGGUCGGUCUUCGACGGGUAGAUGACUUUCAGGUUGCCGUCCUGGUUCACUGUGCGGACCUGCUGAACGAUCAGUUGGCUGGAGUUCACCAUGUGACAUGUGAGCACUCUUUGGCAUACCUGCAGUGUGAUGAAGGGCAGGUUAUAUCUGUCUAUGGUGCUGAUUAUGGACGCUGCGACCAGAGCACAUGCACCUACAAACGGCCUGCUUCUGAGAUCCAAAAAACUGACUGCUCACGUCCCGCAAGCACAGUUUCUGACAGCUGCGAUGGGAAAAACAGCUGUAUUAUCAAAGCAAGCAACUCAGUAUUUGGAGACCCCGUUCCCGGCACUUUCAAGUACCUGGAGGUGGCUUACGUAUGUGUAUCCAGCAUAACAGCCUACAGGUGUGUCUCUUCCAGCCAGAAUCUGUCUUACUGUUCACCUCAGACCGGAUCUUCUAAAACCAUGUUCCGCUUCAGACUCAGCACCACACUGUUGCUGGCAGCAGCAUGUUCGCUCAUGACAGCAGUUGUCUCCACAGAGAGAGCUAUCACUUGUGGCAGCGACGGGAAUGUCCAGCACCUGAGCUGUGAUGACGGGGUGAUCAGUGUGCAGACAGCACUGUAUGGACGUGCAGACGCUGUGACCUGCAGUGAGGGAAGACCUCCGGCACAGCUCGCCAAUACACACUGCUCUCAAGCGGGGACAGUGGACGUCGUCAAGAAAAGGUGUGAUGGCAAGAGGGAGUGUGAACUAAACAUCAACGUUUUUUAUACCUCUGAUCCCUGCUAUGGCACCUACAAAUACCUGGAAACCACCUACACCUGCCUCCCAGCAAUUCACCUUGUUGCCUGUGAGGGCUCUUUGGCGCAACUCCAGUGUGAUCAAGGACAGGUUAUAUUUGUGUAUGGUGCCGACUAUGGACGUCGUGACCAGACCACCUGCAUUUACCAACGGCCUCCCAAUCAAGUUCAAAAUAUCUACUGCUCAAGCCCCACAGGCAAAGUUGCUGACAGCUGUAAUGGAAAAAACAGCUGUACCAUCGCAGCGAGCAACUCUGUGUUUGGAGACCCCUGCGUCGGCACCUACAAGUAUCUGGAGGUGGCUUACACAUGUGAUUAUCCUGGGACCUCUCUGCUUCCAUAGAGUUUACCUAUGUAAGCACACUGACAUUUCAGUCGUAUCACAAUAAACAUGCAUUCAAUUAAA